GCUAGCUGAGAAGCAAAAGUCUUUGCGGGCGAGUGGGUAGCAGAAUGGUCUGGUUCUUAUGUCAUUAAGUAUAGAGGAGAAAAGGGCCCACAAAUAACCAUCAGUGAUAGAUAUUAAUAUCACUAUAGCGUUCUCAGACAAUCACCUUUUUCUCAGUUCUAGCGGGGUAGGCUAGACAGGUAUUAUUGCUGUUGUACGAAUGAGAAAGCUGGGAUUCGGCCACUAGAAUGUUGCAGGGACAGAGUUUGGAGCGAAUUCAAUGGAGAUACACCGGAGUGAACGGGCUUAAAUGGACAGGCGGGGGAGAAGUGGAGACGAAGGAAGCUUGGUAGUGGAAAAAGAAUGGACUUUGGCUUCAGAUAAACUUCGGUUCAAAUGGAUUUGGGGCCAAGUUAAGUCAGCCUUAGAAAGGUACCAGUCUUCCUACCCUUUUCCUCCAGUCUCCUACCCUUAUCCAGCCCUUGUCUUGUGGAAACUGCUUUCAUCCUGCAGGUGUUCCAACAGCAUUUUGCAGGCACACACUGGCUCAUUUGAAGCUUUGACCUUCAGGAUUUCAAAGGAAGGGACUAAGAUGUUGUAAGCAGAAGUAUUCUCAUCUGCAAGCUGACAUUAACCAUUAUGAUUGCUGCAAUAAGAAGAUUUACUGGAAAACCAGUGGAAGCUCACAGAAUGGAAAAGGGCAGGAGAGCCAAGUUUGGGAAAAGGGCAGGAGCAAGGAUGCCAUGGAGGCAGGUAGCAAAAGCUACACUCAGUAUUGGUGUGCCCCUCAGAUCUCCUCUGCCACUGGGAUGCAUUGGACCUCCAACAUUUUCUGCUGUACCAUUUGCCCUCAAGCUUCAGAGUCCAAGAAUCAACGAUAUUUGGCUGAGUUUCUGGAAUGCUCUUCCUGCCCUCCGCCCUGCACUGUAUCAAAAGUAGAUGAAAGAUGUCUCUGACCCCCUUGGUUUCCAUAGCAGGAGGUGGCAAUGGAAAACAGUCACUGAGAUCUGUACUAGUACCAAGACUACAUAACAUAGAGAAUUCUACUAGUAGGAACAUGUGGUGGUUAGAGUGGAGGUGUGUGGACUCUGAGUAGUCAGUCGCAAAUCUCUGCUUUACUUGUAUAAGACUUCAAAUUUCCUCAGUAGCCUCAUGAGCAGUAGUGUGCUGGUAAAUGUUUAACAACUGGCUCUCUGGCCUUGAUUUGUAGCAUUUGAACAUUUCUAUAGGACAAACACUCCUGCGAUGGCCAAUUUCAAGCUACUCACAUGGCAUUUGAACACAGUUGGGAAGAGAUGUGCAGUAACAUACUAUUAUAAUAUUUCAGACAUACAGCUACAACAGAUGCAGAUAACUUCAAGGGCAUAGAUAAUGUGAAAUAUAGUAAAAUGAUUAGGAAUUGAUGAGUUUUGAGCAUUACCUUUGUUAACAUAAUUUAUUUAAUUAUAAGUUUGUAUGAUAUAAUUCUUAAUAAUGGCUAUAUUUUAACAAAUGGCUUGCAAAAUUCUUGAAAAGAAUUUUAUGAUCCAGCUCCAGAAUGCCACUGCCUAUGAAACAGAUCAAUAAUUUACUGAGAGAGAGAGAAAGAGUAAGUAAGAUGCUGAGGGGAGAGGCCUAGGACUUGGAAAUUUUGUACAGUAGUCUAUAACACUGGGGACCCACAGUAAUAGAAUAAGAAUGGUAUCUGACAUGCACUUAGCAAAACACAUUCCUACCCAACAUCUUACUUGUUUCUGAUCCUUACAUAAACCUAAGGAAAAACUAAGCAGGGUGUUUUACAGGUCAGAGAAUUGAGAGAGCUGAAGUGACCACUGACAGGUUCAGGGGAGACUAAAAUUCCCAAUGCACAGCUUUUUCCAUACAAUCCUCUUUCUUUGAACCUCCUGCCAUCACUGGAACAGCCAUUUUUUACAGGUAGCCCAUUAAAUAAUAUGGGAUGUGUUGUAUUUAUUCAGGUGUAAUCAGGAUGACCUGAAUUCAGCCAGGGAGGUUUCCUUUUAUAUUCACAAAUAAAGAAUGAAAUAAAGUUGGAGGCCCACAGAAUGGGCAGUGAUAUAACCUGCUGUAUUAGCAAGUUUAAUAGCCUGACUCCAGCAUGGCCGCCAGUGAUCCUUCCCCUGGUGUUUAUGUUCUUGUUCUUGGACUCCUACAUUGAAUAGGGCUAAACUGUGUGACUAACAGGAUAUUGCAGACGUGAUGGUAUACAACUUCUGAAGCUAGCCAUAAAGGGCAUUGCAGCUUCUGCCUUGUUCUAUUGAGUCACUUUCUCUGAGGGAAGGUAGCACAGCGCUGUGAGGACACCCAAACAGCCCUGUGGAGAAGCCCACAUGGGAAGGAACUGAGGCCUCCCACCAACAACCAGCACUACUUGACAGCCAUGCAAGUGAGCCACCUUGGAAGUGGAUCCUCUAGCUCUAGAUAAGCUUUCAGAUGACUGUGGCCCUGGCUGACAAGAGACUGUAACCUCAUGAGAAAUUGCAAAACAGAAUUACCCAGUGAAGUACCCCCAAAUUCUUGAUCCACAGAAAUUGAGAGAGAUAAACAACAUUUAUGUGUUUGAAGUCAAGGAGUUUUGGGGAUAAUUUAUUACACAGCAAUAGAUAAACAUUUCUUUAAAAUCUGCACCCAUGUGGGCUAUUAAAGAAGCACUUUAAGCAAAUUGUUUUGUUUUGUAUUUGUUCCCCCCCACCACCAAAAUGAAUUCAAGUCAGCAUUGUAAAGCUUUUACAAAAUAACUUUUGAAGUGCAGUUUAUUAUUGAUUGCCUAAAUGACCUGUUGUCCAUAGAAAAGUGAACUCAGUAUACUGAGUACACCUGCAACUCUGAAGAGCAAGGUUGCUUGAGCUGGAAUUCACUCACAUUCCAUUUGUGUAUGUCACACUCCACAGAUGUGGAGUCAGCUCACAGCAGUUAUCCAAUAGCCCUUUAGACCCCCACCUCACCAUCACCUUUAAUCUGGGGGUGGGGGGGGUCUCUGGUCCAGUGCAGCCUGUCCUUUGGGAAAGCAGGGACAGGGGGAAAUAAUGAAAUAAAUUAAUUAGGAAGGGAGGGUUAGGGACCCCACUGGAUGCUGGAGGUGGAAAUCAUUUGCCAAACAUCCCUGGGAGGCUGAGCUGUGGCCUCUUCUCCUGGUGUCCCCACCCGCUGAAGUUCGCUCCUAAAGAAAUACACCCACGUUGCCAAGGGCGCAGGAGAGGAUCUCUGCGAAGCAGGAGGCUUUUGUGCCUGCUGGGAGAGUCGGAGCCGGGAUUACACCAGCUCUUCAGCGCGUUUCCUCCGAGCUGAGGAAGGCCUGGCGCGGACCCGGGAGUAGGCGCCCAAGGCGGGGCGCCCUCGUGCGGGCGCGAGGAGACCGCGAGGUGGGGGCCUGGGAGGUGUGCCUCGCUGCCAGAAGCAAUCCGCGCCGGACGCGCACUGCCACCACGCCUGCAGCAUGGAGUGGGAGUUCAACUUUCUGCUCUACCUGGCGCUCUUCUUCUUCCUGCUCUUCUUACUUUUCCUGCUGCUCUUCGUGGUCAUCAAGCAGCUGAAGAACUCCGUGACCAGCACGGCCGGGGCGCUGCAGCCCGGGCGCCUCUCGCUGCACCGGGAGCCUUGGGGCUUCUCCCGCGAGCAGGCGGUGUGACUGACAAGGCGCGGGAACUGGCGGGAGGGUACCGAGCGGCGCGGGCGCCGGGCUGGGUCUCAAGUCUCGAUUUUCUGUCCGCGUGGCCGCGCAGGCUCCAGUACCAGGUUCAGCUGUAGCGCCGGCAGGUUGGUUCGGGGGUGGAAAGAGUAAGCAGAAGGGCGAGUUCCUCCGCGCCUGAAAGAGACUCGGUGCCAGCUGCCCUCUCGGGUGCCAGGGACAGCGGAUGUAUGGGGUCUGGACUGGCUCUGUGCUCUUAGGGACAGGCCCUGAGCUUUUUGGGGACGGGGACAGAUGGAGAAAAGAGGGAAGUUCGGCCUCUGGAGCCCGAAUGGCUCUGGGCACGUGCCAGCUGUUCUUCCCAGUCUUAACUGCAUUUUAGCUUGCACCCAAGCGAUGGAAAACUAAAUCUUUAAGAAAAUUCAGUCCAGCCUCCUCCAAACAAAAUCUGAUAUUAACCUAAAUAUCCAAAUUAUUGAGAGAGUGUGAGCUUUGGGAUGGAAGGCAGGAGGAAACAGGACUCAAAAUAUUCCAAAUAUCGCUUUAAGUAUCUUUUUUUGAGCCUUGGUAGAAGCUAAACGGGGUUCAACUGGCAGUGCCAAGGGAAAUGGAUUCAGUGGCCCAUUUGCUAUGGGGAAUUUCUUCGUGCCCUUAAUCCCUACUCCAGUUCUAGCCACAGACCCCAUUUGGUGCCUGCAUGUUGCUGCGCCGGGUGGUUUUAGAAUCUGAAACAACGGGAUGGUGAGCAUUAGAGUGAGAGUUAUUUGGGAGAUGUCGUAGCGUUGCCUUGGAGGGCUAGUGUAAAAGAGGUGUACACGUUGCAGGGUGACAAGAAAAAGAGGGACAGGAGGGGGGAGACUGUCAUUUUAGGCUACAUGAUUACAGCAUUUGAGAGAAGAUUGAUGGGCAGGAAGAAGCAUUUCACUGGUGCCCUAAGCACACAAACACCCUCUCCAAGGGCAGUGUUAGUUAGGGAAAUGACAACUUCAUGUUCCAGAUGCUUUCUCAUUGAUUUACGUCGUCUCAAAUUCUGGAGCCGACCUGCUGCCCUGGGCUGGUGCGCGGAGGACCACAGCCGUACUUAGAGCCGGCUAACCGGGAACCCUGAGCAGAGAGGACGGGAACACCCGGAAAUGGAAGUUCUCUGCGAAUGCUGUGCCACUGGUGUCCAGAGGUUUAAACUACCUGUGACUCUUCCAGAGAGGAAAUUAUAGAGAAUCCAGGCUGUAGAUCCUGGACUGAUGCCAUCUGGUGAGAUUCUACAGAAGAAGAGAGAAAAUUUACCCAGAGUGUGCCAUGCACCAGCUUUUCUGGGAAUGACAAGGUGCCAGGAUUUGUUUUUGGUUCACUUGCAGGGGUGGAAACUUGGAACUAGAUGAAAAUUUUGCUUUCUUAUUGGGAAUCAAGAUGGACUGCUCUCUGGAUAAUAGAGUAGGAAGUUGCUGGACUGCACAGUGGCUUACACAAAGCAGGGUUUUGUUUUGUUCUCAUGUAACAAGGAGGUUGGAGGUAGGCUAUUGCUAGAGUUGGUUCACUAGCUUCCAGAUGUCAGGGUCAAGGUGGUCCCUGAGGUUCCCUUGGAUUUUCCUAUGUUCCAAGAUGGGUGCUGCAGCUGCCCAAAGGUGAAGGAAGCCCAAAAGGAAAACAGGCCAUGCUCUUUCUUCAGUCUAUUUCCUUUUAAGAGCUUUCUCAGCAGCCCAACAACUUCUGCUUAUACCUCAUGGGCCAGACUGUCAUUGACUACUGCUAUCUGCAAGGUUACCUAAGAAAUGUCAUUUUUGUAGCUGGACAUAUAACUGCCUUCAACAAAAGUGUGAGUUUUCUUCAUGAAGAAGAAGAUGAUGGUGAAUCUUGAGUGAGCAACCAGUAGUCUGUGCCCUGGCUACAAAAUACAGUGGUAACUGAGCAUAAUGUUUGAAAUACACCCAAACUUUAGCGCCUUCACAACUGGCAACCCUCCAGGCAAAACUCCUGUGCUCUGAGAGUAAGCAGAGUAAAGACAUGCUAGGUUGCUUAUAAAACACUUGCCCUUCUCCCUGAACCAACACACUUGCCCCGCUUCUUUCUAGAGGACCCUAGGAACCUGUACUCUUUCUUGGUGACUGUAUCUCUUUAUAGAGAGAGGUUUGGGAUGGGAUAAAGGAUGUUCUGCCUUUCUGCUUCUCAGUCUACUUCAUUUAUCUCCUCUCUAAUGUUCCUGAUGGAUUUUUGGCAGAGUUCUGUUUGGGUGUUUGAUCCUACCUUUUAUGCAGGGGAGGGUAAUCUAUGUAAAGAAAGACUACUUUACUCUGUGACUUCAUCACCAAUCUAGGAAUAUCCUGAGAGAAGAAUUGCUUCUCAAAGCCGCUUCCUUAAACAGCCUACAUCCUGGCUAAGUAAAGGAAGAAGAAACACUUCCCACAUCCAGGACUAUCCAAAAGAAUUUUCUGUGAUGACAGAAAUGUUCUAUAUCUGCACUGUCCAAUACAGUAGCCACUAGCCACAGGUGGCUAGUGAACACUUGAGAUGUGGUUAGCAUGAAUGAGGAAGUAAAAUUCAAUUGUAUUUAAUUUUGAACAAUUUAAAUAUAAAUAGCCACAUGUAACUAGUGGCUAUUUUAUUGUAGAGCACAGUGCACAUCUUUUUCUUUCUUGUGUUUUAAAACUAGCUGGGAAGGGUUUGAGCCAGUCGUGUGCUUGGUGUUCCAUAAUCUUUACCCUUCCCCCUUGCCAUUGAACUUGUCUCCCAGAGGAAAAAUGGCAUCUUGAAACUAAAUUCACAUUAACCUCAUAUUUAUACAUUGCACAAAUUCCUGUAAAAAUGGAAUGGUCUUCUGGGAAUAGAUCCUGUGAUUGAUUUUAGUGAUAAUUGAUCAUGGAAAAGUGGUGGUGUUGGUCCACUUAACAUUCCUAGUGAACAGUAUGUGUUUCUAAUUAGAAUGAGUCAGCAGAGUUUAUUUUGUUCUGUGGUGCAAUUCAUUCUUAGUUACUUUAUUUUUUUAAGAUUGUGGCUGCUAAAUGAUUAUUCUGUGUAUGUUUUUCAA
Molecule: messenger RNA, 6626 nt
Organism: Manis javanica (Malayan pangolin)
Lineage: Eukaryota; Metazoa; Chordata; Mammalia; Pholidota; Manidae
Source: RefSeq, a predicted model, not a curated record